GCCGAGCAGGGGUGGGCCAGGCGCGGGGAUUGGUUGCGGACGCCCGCCUCGCGGAGGGAUUGGUCGGGGCCUGCGGCGGCGCGGCCGGAGUUCCGCGGGUGCGGGACCGAUGGGGCGGCGGCGCCGGGGCUCCGGGGCGGCUGGCGUGGGGGCCCUGCCCGAGGCUAUCGCCGCGCUCAGUCGGGCUCUGCCCGGCGGGCCCAGCCCCGAGACCUUCCGCCGCGCCAAGUUCGACCGUCCGGAGGCGGUCCCCGCACUCCGGCGGCUGCUCCUCGGCCUGCUCUCGUCGCUGCCGGAGGACGGCGCUGCGGACCCGGAUGGCCAGGCUCGCCUGCUGAGGUCGGCGCUGUGUGCCCGGGGCUACCCGCGAGGAGCCCGGCUCCCCGAGUCCGGCGCGGGGGGCAGCCGCGAGCUGCUGCUGGCGCUGGCCUGGCUCCUGGCUCGCGAGCCCCUGCUGGAGCGGCUGCUGGCCCGGGCGCGCGUGCAGCUGGGCGACGAGGUGACCGCGUGCCAGCGUGACCCGACCCCCUUGCAGUGUGAGCUCCAGGCCAGGCCUUGCCCGCCUGCCCAUGGUGUGGACACAGAAGGCCCAGUGGACAUUCGCUUCUUGCAGUGGCUGAUGGGAAAGCUUCAGAUCCGGUGGCGGACCCUGGCGUCCAGUCAGUGGGAGCACUGCGCCCUCCUGGGCCAGAUCCACGCGUACACCCAGGGAUGCCACAGUGACCGGGAGCUUGGCCAUCUGUCUGUCCCUGAGACGGAGGCACUCAGGGACCCUGAAGGUGGCCAGCAGCUGCUGUGGAGGCUGCAGUGUGAAAACAAGCGGCUGGAGGCCGCCCUACAGUGGCGACGCUGCGAGCUUCUCUUCUGGCAGUGGAUGGACUCUGUGCUCGUCACCUGUCCCCCAGAGGAGGCCUCACGACCCCCGACCCCUCCCCGGCUCUCGGGUCUGCUCUUGAGUCCAGUGUCCAGGGAGCUGGAGCUGCUGUCACGGGAGCUGCAGACCCUGCAAGAGGGGCUACGGGAGGCGGCAGGGCCCCUGCGUGUGGCCUGGGAGGCCAGGGCUGGAGCCCGGGGGCCAGAGCUGGAGGCCUGGCAGCAGAUGGUACAGAUGGCAGUGACACGGGAGCUGGUGGCCCUGAAGCAGACCUGGGAGCAUGGCAGGGCCCCCCCACAGCCCCACGGGCCCUGCCGGCUGGUGCAGAGCCAGGCUGCCGUGCCUGCGGGCCUGGGGUUGCAAGCAGCUGAACUGAUGGGGGUGCUGCGGAGCCAGGAGGCAUGUCUGGAGGAAGCCCUGAGCCAGCUGCAGGCUCAGUGCCAGCAGGAGUUGGCCAGGUUGUCUGGGGCCCUGCCUGGCCUCCUCUGGAUCCUGCCGUCCCAUGGGCGGCUGGCCCCCACACCUUCAGGGACACGCUAACCCCCUUAGCCGGCUGCUGGACACACAAUAACCUGUCUAGCCCUGCAGGGCCUGGGUGUCUCCAGCUCACGACAGGACCAGGUGGUGACUGGGGCCCCAGGGCUGGUGAGGACUUCAGGGACAGGCCUUGAUGGCUGCCUCCCUAUUCUAGUCUAUCUGCAGGGGGAGUGGGGCAGGGCCUGCGGAGGGCUAGCUCCCAUCUGGCUGUGCCUGGGGGGUGCCGGAUGGGAGCCUGAGGGGCCUGGGGUGAGGGGGAGGGUGCCGUGGACAGAGGGGUCUUUGUUCCCAAGGCGGCUCAGCUGGAACAAAGAGCCUUCUGUCUGGUAUGUGCUUCCCGCCUGCCAGAACAGGCCCCCACUGUCCCAGGAGGCUCCCAGGCAGCCUCUUCUCUGCACUGAGUGGCUGGGGGUAUGCAGCCAGCUUGGCACAUUCUCUGCCAGCCUGGCCUGUGUACCGGGACUGACUCCCUCUCCACACUCCCCCCUCCCCUCUGCCGCCCCAGCUGGAGUGUGCCAGCCCCCCACCCCACCCCAAGGCCUGCCAUUUCUUGCUGGUUCCACCACUGGCCUGGAACACCCAUGAUACCACCUCUGGGCUAUCUCCACCCCUUCUCUGGAGGGCUGCCAGUGUGCCAGGAACUCCACUCUUAGCCGCCGGGCUCAUCAGCUCUGCCCCCUUUCCCUUCAUGUAGUUGGAGCCCAAACCAUGUGCACUUGCGUGUGUGCCAGGUGGAACAGGUGGUGAGGGCUACAGCCGAGCGAGGGGAUACAGACACCGCCUUCACCACAUAGGCCUCCCGUACACUCUUGCAAGGCCCAGCCCUUGCAUUGCCCCCCUCCAUCUGAAACCAGCACCUUAAUCCCCUUCUGUAUGUGACAGGUGACAGCUGACCCACCAGUCCAGACCCAGGGAGGGCCUGACAGCAGGCUGUCCUGUGCACCUGGGGGGUCCCAGGUUCAAUUCUUGAUAGCACAUAUACCUAGUAGAACUUAGGUGUCUCAUCAAAACCAAUCUUUCUUCUCAUCUCCAAGGUCAUCGCUCAGUACUUGCACUAUGAAUCCACUGUUGCUGGUGACCAUUUUGUCGCUUUUUUUUUUUUUAUUUGAUAGGAAAAAGAGAAAUUGAGAGGGAAGGGGAGAUGGAGAGGGAGAGAGAAAGAUAGACACCUGCAGACUUGCUUCACCACUCAUGAAGUGUCCUCCUUACAGGUGGAGAAUGGGGGAUCGAACCCUCAUCUCUGCACAUGCUGAUAAUGUGCUUCAAUGCCCAGCCCCUCAAAACCAAUAUUUAAAAAACAAAUAAGUGGUCUGGGAGAUGGCACAGCAGACAAAGCAUUGGACUUGUAAGCAUGAGAUCCUGAGUUCAAUCCCUGGCAGCACAUGUACCAGAGUGAUGUCUGGUUAUUUCUCAUUAAUAAAUAAAACCUUUUUUAGGGAGUCGGGUGGUAGCACAGCGGGUUAAGCACACGUGGCACAAAGCACAAGGACUGGCUUAAGGAUCUUGGUUCGAAACCCUGGCUCCCCACCUGCAGGGGAGUCGCUUCACAGGCGGUGAAGCAGGUCUGCAGAUGUCUAUCUUUCUCUCCUCCUCUCUGUCUUCCCCUCCUCUCUCCAUUUCUCUCUGUUCUAUCCAACAACAAUGACAACAAUAAUAACUACAACAAUAAAACAGCAAAGGCCACAAAAGGGAAUAAUUUUUUUUUAAAAAAAAAAAACCUCCUUUAAAUUAUCUUUAUUUAUUGGAUAGAGACAGCCAGAAAUCGAGAGGGAAGUAGGGGACAGAGAGGAAGAGGAACAGAUACCUGCAGCACUACUUCACCACUCAUGAAGCUUUCUGCCUGCAGUUGGGGACGGGGGACUCCAAUCUGGGUCCUUGUGCAUUUUAAUGUGCACUCAACUAGGUGCACCACCACCCGGCCUCCAUAAAUAAAAUCUUAAAACCUGUGAAA
Molecule: messenger RNA, 3362 nt
Organism: Erinaceus europaeus (western European hedgehog)
Lineage: Eukaryota; Metazoa; Chordata; Mammalia; Eulipotyphla; Erinaceidae
Gene: TEDC1
Product: tubulin epsilon and delta complex 1
Exons: 8
Coding region: 110-1414 (434 amino acids)
Source: RefSeq, a predicted model, not a curated record